This is a messenger RNA of Oryza sativa Japonica Group (Japanese rice), 2530 nucleotides long. Its product is annotated as transcriptional regulator DEF1. NCBI's taxonomy places the organism in Eukaryota, Viridiplantae, Streptophyta, Magnoliopsida, Poales, Poaceae. Gene Ontology annotation, molecular function: nucleic acid binding; zinc ion binding. The record is from RefSeq and is a predicted model, not a curated record.
CGCGGCCGCGUGCGUAUAUAUAAACCGCGUCGGCUUCCCACCGGCCGCAGCAAGAAUCGAUCGCGAUGGAGAUUAUGCAACAGCUCGCCGCCGCCGCCACCGCCACCGCCACCGCCACGGCAACGCCCCUGUGCCUUCCUGAACCCCCUCCGACGGCGAUGACGACGGCGCAGGUGGAGGCCGCCAUCGCGACGCUGCACGGCAAGAAGCAGGGCCUCCGCGAGGCCUACGACAGCCUCGUCCUCCACUCGCCCAUCCCCCUCCCCUUCCGCUGGUCCGACCUCGACUCCCACCUCUCCUCCCUCCAGUCCUCCAUCCACGCCCGCUUCAGCCAGCUGCAGGCCCUCCAGGCUUCCCGCCCCGCGCCCCCCGCCGCCGCCGCCGCGAGCCACGACGAGGACGUCGAGAUGGAGGACGUCCAGGAACAGGGAGAGGACGAGGUGAUGGCGCCUCCGUCUACGGUGCAGGUCAAGGAGGAGCCUGUGGAGGCGGCGGCAUGCGCGUCGAAUACCGCCGGCGAGCGUGCCGGUGUCGGGCAAGAUGGGUUCGUUCGACCCGGCGGGAUGGCGGCGGCGAAGAUGGCGUCUCCGUCAAAGGUGCAGGUCAAGGAGGAACCCGUGGAGGUGAGUCCAUCUCCUCCGGCCGGCGCCACGGGUCUUACGGCGGCGGCAUGCGCGAGCAUGGACGCCCCGAGACUAACCGACGUCUGCAAGCGCGCCGGCGGUGGCGGCGGCCAAGGUUUGUGCGCGCGAAACGGUAGUGGUACAGCGCAGUCACCCCCGAUCCCUAGUUGCCCUGUGCUCCAGCAGCAGCACACGGCCGGCGCCCCGAACGGCAGCCACCCUGUGCUACGGCAACACGCCGCUAACGCCAUGAACGCCGGCCACUCGGCCGCGUUCCGGCCGCAGCAGCACAUGGGUAAACCCCGGGACACGUGUGACUUGCGGAAGGCCGCCGCACCGAACACCGGAGAUCGCCUGCCGCUGCAAUGGCGGCAGCAGCGCGUGCACGCUAAUCUCACGUGCCCCUUGCCGCCACCGGUGGUCGCGGGCUCCUCCUCCUCGCCGCCACAGCAGCGCGUGGGCGUGUUCCCCUCGCCAACGCCGCAGAUCGUGGGCUCCUCGCCGCCGCCGCCAUCACAGGCGCGCGUGGGAGAGGCUAAUGUAACGAACCCAUCGCGGCAGCAGUUCACAGCUAGCGCGCCACACGCGGGCGAUGGCCAGCUCCAGAAGCGGCCGCCGUGGCAGCGGCUGCAGCGCGUGGGCGUGGCUAAUCCCAUGAACGCCGGUGACCUGCCGCCCCAGAAGCCGCACUUCACGGCCAACGCAAGAAACGCCGGAGAACACCCGUUCCAGGAGCAGCAGCAGCCGCCGCCCGUGGCCAAACCCACGGACGCCGCCGCCGGUGACCUGCUUCCUCAGCAGAAGCAGUUGAUGGCCAACGCACCAAACGCCGGAGAACACUUGCUCCCGGAGCAACAGAAGCAGCAGCCCGUGACAGCUGCAAAACCCGCGAACGCGCCGCCUCUGCAGCACGCGGCGAACGCCACCAACCCAGCCGUUCUCCGGCGGCAGCGGCAGCGGCAGUGGGUUCGACUUCGACCACCGACCGCCACUAACCUGCCGCAAACGAAGCAGGAGCAGCAUCAUCUGUUCAUGGCUGACGACGGCGCCAACGCCCGCAAUCCCCUGUCGCCGCCGCCGCCGUGCGGCAUGGCCAAACCCCCCAACUCCGGUGACCCGCUGACGGAUCAGAACAAUCAGCAGCUCAUGGCGAACACCCACUCUGCCCCUACACCGGUUUCCACACCAUUGGUUGCAUCGAACCAGAGUGAAUCAUCAGCCAUGACGACGACGACGACGACGAACAGCAACCAAAACUCCGGCGGCGGUCGCACCGGCCCGCAACCCGUAGCGGCCGGCGCUGCUCCAAAUCCGGCCGGCAACCAGCAGCAAGGGCAGCGGAAAGGUGGUGCAAACAGGCGAGGCGGACGAGGCCAAGGCAACAAGAACAACAACGUUGCUAAUACCAAUAUUAGCAACAUGAGCAAGGUGAUUGGCAAGGGCAACAAGGGGCAGGGCAAUGGAAACCCCCAGCUCAACAAGAAUGGGAACCCCCAGUUCAACAAGAACGUGCCGGGUGAUCAUCACCAGAAGAACAAGAAUGCAGGGCAGCUUUGCUACAGGUGCGGGUGCAGGGGGCACUGGUCGCGCAUCUGCCGCACUCCUGAGCAUCUGGUGAAGCUUUAUCAGCAGGACAGAAAGGCCAAACUGCAAGCAGGAGCGAAUACGAAUACGGUUUAUGUGGGAGCCAUGACGGAUUAGGGGUUAUAAGAUGGGUACAUUGAUUAUAUAUCUUUGUGCGUGUAGCAUACCCAUUUUCGAGUUAUCUUAAUGUUAUCGUACUAGACAUGCUUUUCGUGUUUCCUACAGCAUUUCCCCCCCUCAAAUUCUUAGUUACAGUUAUGUUAUCGGUUUUUAUGUUAGAUCUAUAUUCUAGUAUCAUUUUAUUCUGGUAAAAUUUGAUAUAA